Molecule: messenger RNA, 297 nt
Organism: Dentiscutata erythropus
Lineage: Eukaryota; Fungi; Glomeromycota; Glomeromycetes; Diversisporales; Gigasporaceae
Source: the annotation of a GenBank genome assembly
AUGGACAAAAAGAUACUAAAUUUACAUAGUAAUUUAAGUACAAAAGUAAAAGUAUUUAUUAUUAAAGUCUUUGAUAAAUUAUUACCUAUUAAUAACAAUGUGACAGUAGUCAAAAUACCACAUGAAAAAAAAAAUAUUGUAGAUAAGAAAGAAUUUAAUAAUGACUCUAACGAGUUAGAAGAAAUUUUCAAAACUUUUGAAAAAAAAUAUAAAAAUCAAAUAAUUGAUGAAAAUCAAAUGAUUGGUAAAAAUCAAAUGAAUAAUAAUACAAAACUUUCAACUCUUGACAAAACACGA